AUGUCCCCCGUGCCCAAGGCGGCCUUCGUAGGCAUGCUCCUCUUCUGCCUGUGCCCCGGGCACCGAACAGCCCUGCGGGCCCAGGCAGUCCACGUACCCACGAGGUGCAUGUGCUCGAAGUUCCAAGAGAAGGUUAGUCCCAGAUUCAUAAUGGAUUUCCAGAUCAUUGAGAAGGGAGCCCACUGCGACCGCCAUGAGAUCAUAUUAACCGUGAAGCAACGGAGAGGCCAGAGAGAAACGUGCCUCGACUCAUCCAAGAGGCAAGGGAAGAAUCUGCUGCACUGCUGGAAGAGACACCGGAAGGACCCCAGGAAGCAGCGCCACUGCAUGAAGAGGGGGCAGUGA
Emys orbicularis (European pond turtle) is the source of this 345-nucleotide messenger RNA. Its product is annotated as interleukin-8-like. Bases 1 to 345 code for a protein of 114 amino acids. NCBI's taxonomy places the organism in Eukaryota, Metazoa, Chordata, Testudines, Emydidae. Gene Ontology annotation, cellular component: extracellular region. The record is from RefSeq and is a predicted model, not a curated record. Gene Ontology annotation, molecular function: chemokine activity. Gene Ontology annotation, biological process: immune response. The transcript is spliced from 4 exons.